AUGAGGCUUGAGUGGACGCUGAACGAGAGGGAGAACAAAAACGUCUACUUCAGUUACAAAACGCAGUGUUACCAACUGAGAUGCAAGAGGAGCGACAAACAGAGAGUCACGGAGAGCUACAUCCCUCACAUUUGCCAGACUGCGGAGAAGAUCCUCAACCGCAGGGAGGUUCUCAACAUCUACACCUACAACCGCCACGAGUGCUACUGGGAGUCCACCGUUUUCAAGCACUCCGCCACUUUCGACACUCUGGCCAUGGAGCCAGAGCAGAAACAGGGGAUUAUUCGCGACCUGGAUCUCUUCGUCCAGCGGAAGGACUACUUCCGAAGCGUGGGGAAAGCUUGGAAGAGAGGCUACCUUCUUUGGGGCCCACCUGGGACUGGUAAAUCCACUCUGGUCGCCGCGAUCGCCAACCACCUGAGGUUCCAUAUCUAUGAUCUUCAGCUUCAGGGGAUUCGCAACGACUUCGAGCUUCGCAGGGUGCUCACCGCCACCACGAAUCGAUCCAUUCUUCUGAUUGAGGACGUGGAUUGCAAUUCCGAAUCCACCAAACCUCGUUCUAAAGAUGAAAAGGCGAUUGAUAAGAAUCAUCCGGACUAUAAGAAGCGCAAAGCCAACGAAGGGGUGACGCUAUCUGGGUUGUUGAAUUUUAUCGAUGGGUUGUGGUCGAGCUGCGGAGAUGAGAGGAUUAUCAUCUUCACGACGAACCACAAGGAGAAGUUGGAUCCGGCGUUGCUCCGGCCAGGAAGAAUGGAUGUGCAUAUCUAUAUGGGUCAUUGCACGGUUGCAGGGUUCAAAUUUCUGGCUGAAAAGUAUCUGGGUAUUCAGGAUCACGCGCUUUUCCAGAAAAUCGAGUAUCUGAUUCAGAGGAUUCCGGCUACUCCGGCGGAAGUUGCACAGCAGCUCAUGAAAGCCGACGAUCCUGAAGUUGCUCUUGAUGAGCUGGCCGAGUUCAUGAUAGCAAAAGCGAUAGAGAUCAAGAAGGGUGAGGGAGAUGGCUCAAAGAGCAAGAGCUUCUGGAGCCUGCUAAAGAAUUUUAAGAACAAGAAUAAGACGAACUGA
Linum tenue is the source of this 1062-nucleotide messenger RNA. Lineage: Eukaryota; Viridiplantae; Streptophyta; Magnoliopsida; Malpighiales; Linaceae. The record is from the annotation of a GenBank genome assembly.